AAAUUCUCAAAACAAGCUGUAGACGUACUGACACUACUGUAAGAUCAAAUGGAGCAGUGCACUCCAUGAUCCAGCGGGGCUGGCUCAAAGUCAAACGCACCUGUACUUUCAUUAGUGCUUCAUCCCAAAUUAGCUAGCAAUGGAAGAAGACGAGGAUGAAGAAGCAACUGGCCUUGUCAGUCUGUUGCGUGGAGACAUCUCUUUUCAGCAAUGGUCUGUUGAUCAUCAGCUCAGUGAAAUUGUGCAAGGAGCCGAUGCUGAAGAGGAGCUGGCGAGCGAGUAUGACAGUGACGAUGAGAAAAGUGAUAUAGGUGGCAAUGAAGUAGCUGUCGCACUAAGCCUUCUAGACCAAGGCCGAAAAGACAACUUGGUGAACCGUGGCGAUGAUAGUGAUGGUGAUGAAGAGUCGCAGUCAGCGAUAUCGAAAGCCAUCGGUGCAGGCAUCAGUGAUCUCAAGCGGAAACGGAAACAUGCCGAUGAAGACGACGAGGAUGAUCCUGAUGCAGCUGAGUUCUAUGCGGCAAUGGAGCUUGACAAAAAGCGUCGGCGGAAGAGACUAUUUGGCCAGAAUAAGUUAGUGCGACGGCGCACUGUACUACCUGAGCAGCUCAAGGAUAUGUUUGGCGAAGCUAACAUGGCUCUUGCACGCUGCAACUAUGAUGAAGUUGUGAACAAGUGUAUGACUAUUAUACAACAAGCUCCCUUUGUUUCGGAACCUUACCAAACCCUUGCAUUGGCGUUAGAGGAGAAAGGAGACAAGGAGCGUGCUUUUCAGUUCUCCUUCAUCGCUGCCAACCUAAAACCCAAUGAUCCGGAGCAGUGGGUCACAUUGGCUGAACAGUCUCUGGAGCGCAACGACGAGAAAAUGGCACUGGAGUGCUACUCCAAAGGUCACAGGUAUGCGCCUGGUGACUUGAACAUCCUGUUUAACCGUGCUCGCCUCAAUCAGAAGCUAGGCAAUCUGAAGAAAGCAAUGGAUGAUUACGAGGUCAUCCUGAAGGAGCUUGAUCCGGAAGAAUCCGAGCAGCAAUUGGCGCUGUCUUUGGAGGUAGCAAAGCUGUGCCACGAGCAGAAAGACAUUGACCGCGGUAUUGCUGCGCUGCAAAAUGCUUUCCAGUUGGCCCCCGCCAUGAUUGAUGCCAACGCUGUCAAUCUGCUGGCGGAGCUGUACAUGGCCAAAGAUGACUUCUCAUCUUCAUUACAAAUUAUCUGCAACAGCUGUGGCAUAACUGAUCCACUGGCAAGCGGCGAGGAGGAAAAAGUUGAGACAUCGGCACAUGACACAACAGCAGGUUCACGUGCUCCACAGCAAGUUUGGCAGCUGCCACCAAGUUUGCCGAUUGAUUUGCGAGCGAAGAUCAUCGUCUCACUCAUCCACCUUGCCAGGACUCGGGAGGCAGUGGCUGUUGCUUCUCCUGUCCUGGAAGAGAAUGCCGAACACUUUGGCGACGUAUUCCUUGACGUUGCCGAGGCGUUUGUAGCAUGUGGUCACCAUGCUGAAGCACUGCCAUAUUUGGCGGCGCUAGUGUCAACUCAGCGCUACAAUAUGGCGGCGGUAUGGCUGCAGUACGGCCAGAGCUUGUUGGGACUCAAGCAACUGGAGAAUGCUGCAUCGGCGUACAGUGUUGUUGUCAGCAUGGCACCCACCCACCUGGAUGCACGGCUAACAUUGGCUGAUCUGCUGCAACAGCUUGGGCACCACGAUGACGCCAUUGCCAUACUGGAAGCUGAUGUAACUGCUGCCCAGGAUGAAACUAGCCAGCAGGAAGAAUCAGCUUCCGGCGCUGGUGUGAGUGGUGCAGAUGCCGUUGCUGGUACUGCUUCAUCCAGUACAGGUUCCACUGGUGCUAGUGCCAGCACUAGUGCAGGUACUGGCACUACUCCAGCCGUCACUGCUGCCCAGCUGGCUGUGCAGCAAGCUGUCCAGGCAGUCAUGACCCAGGAUGUGCGUGUGAUUCAUCGGCGUUGUGAGCUACUGCAUGCUCAGAAGAAGUUCAACGACUAUGCGGAGAAUGCCCUGACACUCAUGAAGUUCUACCUGCGUGCCGUCUACCACAAGAGAGACAUACACGUGUUCGGUGGAAUAGCGAAAUGUCGCAAAAGGGCCGUACUCGUUCGGAGCGGCAUGAUGGAGAAUGUCGACUCUCAGGACCCGAUUGCUGCCAAGGAGCAAGAGCAAGAGAACCAGCUGUCGUCGGAGGAAUGGUAUCAGCUGCUUUAUCAGCUGUGCUGUGUUCUUGCCAAGCUGAACCGCUUUGCCACCUUCCAGCAUCUAUCCUGUGCUGCUGCAGCUUCUAUCAAGUUGCUAGAGCGUGCUCCGGACAAGAACCGACGAAAUUACGAUUUGUCAAUGCUGUGCGCUUCAGCAGCUUACCUGAAUGGUAACUUUGUUCUAGCAUGGGAGCAUAUACGUGCCAUGGCUUAUAAGGCUGUUUCCAAAACCAACUACUGGAAUAUUUAUGCCAGGAUCUCGUACAAUCUGCCCGACAUCCGGCAUCAAAAGUUUGAGUUGCGAGUCCUGCUGAAGAAUCCAGACAAUUUGCCUCUCUUGAUCAUCAAUGCACACCAUUGCAUGCAGAAUGGUACCUUCAAGUUCGCUGUCGUGUUGUACCAGCGCGCCUUGGAAAGACUGCCCCAGUCCGCCUUUCUGCACCUGUGCCUUGGCCUCUGCUUCUUGCAACUGUCAACCGUGCGCUUCACGCAGCGUCCGUACGGGCACGCACUGGAGGCGUUUGCUUUUCUCUACCGCUACAAACUGCUGCGUGGCGAGUGCCAGGAGUCGAUGUACAACCUCGGUCGUGCUUUCCAUCAUGUUGGUCUGCUUGGCUUGGCUGCUAAUUACUACGAGAAAGUGCUGCAGCUACCAGCCGGGCAACACCGCUGGCCUCGGCAUGGCUCUUCCGCCCAUGAAGCCUCUAUACUCUCUGCUAAGGGCAUACCCAUGUGUAUUGAUCAGUUUCAUCCACUUGAUCUUCGCGCCGAGGCUUCGUUCAACCUCUCCAGAAUCUACUUGUCAACGGGACUAACAGGCGUUGCCCAGCAGCUACUCCGUCGAUACUGUGCUUUCUGAAUGAUGGCGAGAGCACGUCACAUCGACACCUGUGCUGAGGUGCUGACCUGCGUUGUCACAAGCUGCUGUUCUACCCCCAAGAUUCUGCAUGCUGCCACUGUAUUGCCUAGCAAGGAACUCUGGCCGCGCGGAGCAAACUGGCCAGUCAACCUCAGUGUAUUCAUUGCAGUCGAUGUUGAUUUCUUCUAUGGCCAGGCUCUGCAUGUCCAGAUGCACCGAACAUGUACUCAGACCCGAGUUCUGGCAAGAUCGUGUCGACGGCUUGCCCCACUGCACUGCAAUUGCUCGGCUGUUCAUAUAUUUGCUGUGUACAUAGCUUGCUGUUUUGUACAAUACGCUUUCCCUUUUCCGUUGAGUCAAGUCAGUUGACAUCAAUAUAAAUAUGUACAGUCGUGGGAGGUGAUGGAAUUUCUGAAAGUUCUUCCCCUCUGUUGUCUUCUUUCAUUCCUGCACAAGCCAUUGUAUAGUAACAGUUGCCUAACCUUUUCUUUCUGAACUUCGUGGAUGGCUGUGUCCACUCGCUGAACUCCUCUGCAGUGUCAUAAUUUAAGUUGUAUGAACCCUCUUGCGCCAAGAGUAACGUUGUAUUAUGUCGUCAA
This is a messenger RNA of Sycon ciliatum, 3669 nucleotides long. Its product is annotated as general transcription factor 3C polypeptide 3-like. NCBI's taxonomy places the organism in Eukaryota, Metazoa, Porifera, Calcarea, Leucosolenida, Sycettidae. The record is from RefSeq and is a predicted model, not a curated record. Gene Ontology annotation, cellular component: transcription factor TFIIIC complex. The transcript is spliced from 27 exons. Gene Ontology annotation, biological process: transcription by RNA polymerase III. Gene Ontology annotation, molecular function: protein binding. The coding region runs from base 140 to 3070 and encodes 976 amino acids.